GAACUUGUGUGGGUGGAUUGUGAUAAGAACGUGUACCUACCUACUCGCUGAUAAGUGAUAAGGCUGGAGACAACAAAAACAAAGUUCAAAGUCAAGUCAUAAAACACUUUCAAUGGUUCAGUUAGUUUUGAUUGAGCAUUCAUUGUGUUAGUCUAAAGAAAAGUUCCUUCGUGUGAAGUGAAGCUGAACAAAAUAAUGGCCAAUAUGAUUCUAUUGCAAUCACCUCCACCAAAGUUGGAGGAAGUGCAGAAAACAAUAUUCAGUAAAGAUGCAAGAAACUUUUUGGAACUCCUACAUAGAGAAUUUAACGAUAAGAUUGAGAAACUUUAUAGGGAUCGGCAGCAACGCUACGUAGAAAAUCGCUCAAAAGUUUCCUUAGAAUUUAAGGUUUCCUCUGAAAGAAACGAUAAGUCUUGGAGCAUAGCACCAUUGCCGACUAGACUACAAAACCGACACCUGGAUCUUGGAGAUGUAUCACCAUCAAACACUGCACACUUUGUGUCUGCUCUAAAUGAAGACGUUGAAGGUAUUCAAGUGGACUUUGACGAUGGCCACUGUCCGACUUGGAAAAACCAAUUAGUUGGAUACCAUAAUAUUGGUCUAGCUGUUAAUGGAAAACUUCCUGGAGCACCUAUGAAUAUAGCUAUGUCUCCAAUACUGAUGUUACGGCCAAGAGCUUGGAAUAUGAUCGAACAUAACAUUUUAAUUGAUGGCAAAGAAGCAAUAGGUCCUCUUGUAGAUUUUGGUAUAUUAAUGUACCAUAAUGCAAGAAAACUGUAUGAAGCAAGCAGUGGUCCGUACUUUUACCUAUCGAAGUUGGAGGGAUCAUCGGAAGCAAAGUUAUGGAACGAUAUAUUCAUAUGGGCCCAAGACCAACUGGGAUUGCCAAGGGGCACAAUAAAAGCCUGCGUGUUAAUAGAAAAUAUUAUAUCCGUAUUUGAAUUGGAUGAGAUAUUAUUUGCAUUGAGAGAGCACUCGUUGGGUCUCAACUGUGGGAUUUGGGACUACUGCGCUUCAAUCAUAGCUAAGUUUGGUGAUCGCGAGGAGUUCCUCAUACCAGACCGGAGUAAGUACGUGAACAUCACACGUCGUUUCCUGCACAGCUACCUGCAGUUGGUAGUGAGCGCGUGCCACGCGCGUGGCGCGCCCGCCACUGGGGGUAUGGCAGCCGCUGUGCUUGCGCCGGGCACUGACGGUACUGAUGAUGAAUCCAAAAAGAUAGUCAACAAGAUUUUGGAGGCCAAGAUAAAAGAAAUAGAAAUUGGUGUCGAUGGGUUCAUGGUGUAUGACUCACGCGCAGUUCCUUAUAUUAACAGGCUCUGGAAGAAUUACGGGUCGUUGCCUAAUCAGAUAUUCCGUAAAUUGGAUGUGAAUAUAACUCCUGAGGAUCUCCUAACCAUCCCGAGCGGGGGUGUGACCUUGCAGGGUCUGAAGCACAAUGUGGCGGUCUCCAUUCUGUUCAUAUACCACUGGCUGGCUGGAAUCGGCCAUUUCUUCUAUAGCGGCAAUGUUGAGGAUUCCGCCACGGCUGAAAUAUCUAGAUGUCAGAUUUGGCAGUGGAUUCGGUUUGCGCCCGCACUAGAAGACGAUCCGAAACAGCAUGUCACCGCCAAACUGGUGGAAAAAGCGGCAGCUAACUUCUCCACGUACGCCCACAAAAACUUCUGCCGAUCGAACGCGGAACGCAAACGGCUCACCGCAGCUAGGUACAUGAGUAUGGAACUGUUCCUUAGCAGGAAUCCACCAGAGUUCAUCACCAGCUACCUCAACGAUAACCACAAGUUUAGGACGCUGCACAACAAAGCGUUGUUGAGCAAUUUGUAAAAACGUUAUUUUCGCUAAAGUUGAACUAUAAUGUAGAUGGCGCUAGCGUAUGCAUAGUUGAGUAUAUUUAUCUACAUCAGGGGUGGCCAACUUGAUUAGACAUAAGAUCUACUGUUUACUAACGAAACCCUGGGCGAUUUAUUACUUACAUACUUCUUGAAAUCUUGUACCUACACAAUCAUGUAGUAUUUUUUGCCUUGCCACGAUCGACUGGACUAAUAUUCGCGAUCGACCGGUUGGCUACCCCUGGUCUACAUGAUAGGUCACGUGACUUAACGAAAGCUUACGUCAACCGUUUAUCGAUUAAUAAUCGUUAGUUUUUAUUUUUCUAUUGCUUCCUAAACGAUUGUGAUUUAAAGAUUAAUAUUAAAAGAUCGUGUUUGAUAUUUGUGAUUUUAGUGUACUGCAUGAGACUUGUUUUUAACUUUUGUACUGCAUGAGACUUAUUUUUAACUUUUUCACCAGCUACGAUCUGCAUUUGGGUACCAAAAAUUUUUUUAAUCAUGUUUUUAUUCUGUGAUAUAUCGCAAUAUCUAAUCCUACUGUGUAAUAAAUAUGACUGUUUCUUAUCUAUGAUGUUAUUGUUAUAAAACAUGUUUAUAAAAGUCCUAUUUUUGAUGUUUUAUCUAUACAAAGUUUAAUGUUGAUAUUAUUAAUAAAUGUUAUUAUUAAAAUAUAAA
Molecule: messenger RNA, 2504 nt
Organism: Ostrinia nubilalis (European corn borer)
Lineage: Eukaryota; Metazoa; Arthropoda; Insecta; Lepidoptera; Crambidae
Product: malate synthase-like
Exons: 7
Coding region: 196-1824 (542 amino acids)
Biological process (GO): glyoxylate cycle
Cellular component (GO): cytoplasm
Molecular function (GO): malate synthase activity
Source: RefSeq, a predicted model, not a curated record